This is a messenger RNA of Scophthalmus maximus (turbot), 3020 nucleotides long. It is a transcript of the gene scg2b, whose product is annotated as secretogranin II b. The record is from RefSeq and is a predicted model, not a curated record. Lineage: Eukaryota; Metazoa; Chordata; Actinopteri; Pleuronectiformes; Scophthalmidae. Bases 306 to 2147 code for a protein of 613 amino acids. The transcript has 2 exons. Gene Ontology annotation, cellular component: secretory granule.
GCAGCAGCGAUGUUCGUGGUGGUGAAACGCUCCCUCGACAAUUGGCAAUCACAGUGAGAUGUGCUGUUGCUAUGGUGAAAGAACGAGGAAAUGGAGUUGUUUUUUUUUUAAUGAUGGUUUAUGUUGAGGAAGAGGAAAUCGGAUGCUGAGGUUGCCCAUAACAACGCGGGGAGGGAGUGACUCAUCCAGUGAUGUGGAUGGUUCUCCUCGCGCACAGCAUCAUGUCAGUCAACUCGCAGUCUCCGAUGGGCACGGGCCGUGUGCCAAAACAGACCGCUUUCGAAUAAGGUCCAAAAUUGCCUAUAAUGCUGCAUUUCCGCCACAAGUUGCCCGCCGGGGGAGCCGUGGUCCUGCUCGCCGUCCUCCUCCAUGGAUGCGCCGUGCGGGCUGCGUCUCUCCCCCGCCACUACAGGCUCCGAGGCGGGGAGAGCGAGGCGCAGCCGGCCGCCUACCCGCCGAGCGCCGACAUGAUCAAAGCCCUGGAGUACAUCGAGAACCUGAAGCAGAGGAACGGAGGGCGGCCCGAGCCCGCGGAUUACGACGAGGUGGAGAAGUUCAAGAUCCUGCUGCAGCUCGCCUCGCAGCAGGACGAGGGUCCCGGCGACCGCCAGCCCGCCCCCGGCACGCAGAGGCAGGACAUCACCGCUGAGCAGCUCAUGAAAGCCCUGCUCCGGUCCCUGCAGGACCAGGCGGGCAAGGACGCGACGCUCGGCCCCGCGUCCGCGCCCAGGAACGACCGCCGCACGCACAGGCACCGCGCCAAAGAGGCCGAAGCCCCCGGGGCUGCACCGGCAGACUACGGUAAUUUCCCCAGACCCCACAAGAAGUACCCGCUGAUGUUCGAGGACGAGGAGAACACGGAGGCGUCCAAGCGAGCCACGGAGGACCUGGACGAGCAGUACACACCUCAGAGUCUUGCCAAUUUACGCUCCAUCUUCGAAGAGCUCGGGAGGAUGCCCACGGUCGGCGGUCAGAAGAGAGACGUGUUCGGGGACGACGAGGAUGAGCAGCAGCAGCAGCAGGAGGAGGGGGAGGGGGAGGAGGAGGAGGGGGACGGGUUCAGCCCGAGGAGCCAGGCCUACGAGGACGUGGCCGGGGGAGAGGAGUGGGUCCCGGUAGAGGAGAGGGAGGAGACGGAGGAGAUGGUCAACGGCAGCCACGAAGAGAUGGACAGAGCGCUCGGCGAGCGGGAGGAGAUGCAGCGCCGGGCCGGCCAGAACCGAGAGGAGGCGGACGAUGGCACCAAACUGGUAGACUACUACCUGUUGAAGGUCCUGGAGAUGAGCGACCGCACGCAGAAGAGGGAUAAGACCGGGGAGCAGAGGAAGAGGCUGAUCCGCCCCUCCAUCUUGGACCCCCGGACAGUGAAGGAGCUGCUGCAGCUCUCCCUGAAGCUCCACGUCCCCCCGCAGGACCUCAUCGACAUGCUGCUCACAGAGGAGCUCCGGAAGCUCCACCGCGUCCCCCAAGCCCCGGCGCGCUACACAGCCGGCCAGACCCCCAGGAUCAGGUACUACAGCCGCCGCCUGCCGGUGAAGAGCAAACCCCCCGCCGAGGACAUGGACAGAGAGGACUUUUUGGACAUCAUCGGGGUGGAGACUAUCAGCAACGAGUAUCCCCUGGUGCAGAGACCCAUGAAGACCCCUCCCUCCUCGGGCAGAAUCCCCCCGGCGUCCAAGCCCGCUGCAAACCCCGCUCCAGUCAAAGUCCCCGCUCCGUCCGGGCGCAGGGAGAACCUCUUCAUGUCCGAGCUCAACAAAAUGCCUCUGAAACGUCAGGCCAGCGUCGCCGACGACGACGAGGAGGAGGAGGAGGAGGACGGCGGUGACGUGGAGGACGAGGUGACGACCUACCUGGCGGCCAAAAUCUUCACGGAGUACCCCAACAGCAUCGCCAAGCGGGACACCCAGGCGCAGCUGAAGGGGCAGUUCCCCUACGAGCUGUACGAGCGCGCCAUGAAGGACUACCUGGGCCAAGUGGACUCCGCGAAGAGGCCAGUGGCCAAGAGGGAAAGCGAGGUGGCCACGGAGGAGAACGCACAGCCCACAGAGAUGCAGGAGAUGGGGGCCGAGACCUCGGCUCCACAGACCGUGAAUGAAGAGGAGGAGGGGGAGGGGCACCGUGAAAUGUCAGUGGCAGGGAUGUAGCCUGACCCCCCCCCCUCCCCGCCCCCCCUUCAAGACGCACGAAAUUAUGAAUAUAGUAUUUAUACUGUCUCAAAAAUAACAGUUUGGUGGACGUGAUCUAGUUUACAAAUUUAUAUUAUAUGAACUAUAGCUGGUAAUAUCACCCUAAAGGAAAUUAUCUAUAGCAACCUUACAGGUCCAAUACAUUUUAUUUUGAAAAACAAAACAAAAUCAUCACACUAGUCCCUAUACUUGCUGCAAGAAUAGUUUAGUUUAGUAAUAUUAUACUGAGGACAUUAAAGGCGCAAUCAGUGCACAAAUGAAAAACAUAUCCUCAAUUUGCUAAUUAAUACACUGAUCGACUACAAGAACAAAAAUUGGCGUUAUUAAAAGUUUUUUGAUGUUGUUGAAAGUUUGUUAACAUUAAUUGUGUUCGUAAGCAGGCCUAUAUUUCAAACUAUAAUCAGCUGAGUAAUGUUUAAAAGAAAAAAAAGCUUAUUUUUCAUGUCAAACUAUUCAAAUACAUAUGUGAAUAUACAUGUAAAUUAUAAAGUAUAAUGAUAACUGGGCCUCGCAAGCAUACAGUUUAAUGACAGGAGUACUUAUGGAAUAUUUUUGUUCAGACGCAGUGUGCUGGGCUGAAAAACGAGUGAUUGUUGUGACUCGUUCUAUAUUCAGGGUUAGUGGAUGUAAUGUUACUAUUAUUGGAUAAUUAUUUCCAAGUCUAAAUAUCAGACCGUCGCCUGCCUUCCGACCCUUUCAUACUGCGAAGCUCUGUAUCGUUGGCCUACCAGUGGUUGUGCUAUGUAUGCUCAUUUUUAAACCAUUUUGUACAUGUUCAAUAAUGUGUGAUGAAUCACAGAUGAAUAAAGCAUCAGCGGUAUUAUUUUUCUU